UGGGGGGUGUGAGGGGGGUGUUGAAGGACUACAACUCCCAGCGCGCCCCGCGGCGGGACUACGCGUCCCGGCGUGCACCGCGGCGCCGCCACUUCCGGGAGCGAGAGGCCGCGGGACGCUGAGCCCCCGCCGCCAUGCGGGUGUCGGCCCUGCUGGGCCUGGCGGCCCGGCCCAAGCUGCCCUCCGGGUACCGGCACGGGACGUGGCGGCCCGGCACCGCCCCCGAGCAGCGCAGAAACCCCCCCGGGCAGCGCCGCAACAAGGUGUUGGUGGAGCCCGUCGGCAGGGACGAGUGGAAGGUGUUCCGCGGGGACACGGUGCAGGUGCUGGCCGGGAAGGACGCGGGGAAGCAGGCGCUGGUCACCCAGGUGGUGCGAGCCCGCAACUGGGUCGUCGUGGAAGGGCUGAACACGCACUACCGCUACAUCAACAGGUUGGCCAAAUUCAGCGGCACCUACAUCGCCAGCGAGGCCCCGCUGCUGCUCAGCCAGGUCGCCCUGGUGGAUCCUGAGGACCGGAAGCCGACGGAGGUGCAGUGGCGCUACACGGAGGAGGGCGAGCGGGUGCGCGUCUCGCUGCGCACCGGCCGCAUCAUCCCCCUGCCGCUGCGGCAGCGCCGCGACGGGGUCGUCCGCGAGCAGUGGAUCGACGGCCCCAAGGACACCUCGGUGGAGGACGUGCUGGACAAGACGUACCUGCCCUCGCUGAGGAGCUUCGAGGAGGAGAUCAUGGACGCCGCGGGCAUCGCGGAGCCGCGCCGGGCCAGGAAAUCCUACUGGUACUGAGCGGGGAACCAGGGCACCCCCGCCCCGGGGGCAGCAGCUCAAAAUAAAGGAUUUUAUUUAUUUAU
Molecule: messenger RNA, 850 nt
Organism: Cygnus atratus (black swan)
Lineage: Eukaryota; Metazoa; Chordata; Aves; Anseriformes; Anatidae
Gene: MRPL24
Product: mitochondrial ribosomal protein L24
Exons: 6
Coding region: 135-785 (216 amino acids)
Biological process (GO): translation
Cellular component (GO): ribosome; mitochondrion
Molecular function (GO): structural constituent of ribosome; RNA binding
Source: RefSeq, a predicted model, not a curated record